This is a messenger RNA of Antrostomus carolinensis (chuck-will's-widow), 1017 nucleotides long. RefSeq names its product protein FRA10AC1. NCBI's taxonomy places the organism in Eukaryota, Metazoa, Chordata, Aves, Caprimulgiformes, Caprimulgidae. The transcript is spliced from 13 exons. The record is from RefSeq and is a predicted model, not a curated record. Gene Ontology annotation, molecular function: phosphatase activity. Gene Ontology annotation, biological process: dephosphorylation. Bases 1 to 1017 code for a protein of 338 amino acids.
AUGCCGUGUCCAUAUUACAUUAGCAGGUAUGUUGACUGUCUUGUCGUUUGUUAUUUUCAGGCACGUGGCCAUGGAGGCUAUGAUUCUGAUUUUAGUGAUGAGGAGAAUGGAGAGAAGUCUGUGCGAAAGACUAAAAGUAUAAAGGAAGAUGGCCUUCUGAUAAAGCCAUUCCAAAAAGCAAAACAAGGGAGUGUGGUUCACAGACAAUUCGCAGCUGAAGAAUGGGAUAGGGAAGAAGCAAGAAAAAGAAGAUUUCACUUGAUAGCGAUGGAUGCCUAUGAAAGACAUAAGAAGUUUGUACAUGACUACAUUUUAUACUAUGGUGGCAAAUUAGAGGAUUUCCGACGUUCUGGAGCAAAUGACAAGACGGAUCUUGAUGUUAUUAGAGAAAACCAUAGAUUCCUGUGGAACGAAGAAGACGAAGCAGACAUGAAUUGGGAGAAGAGGCUUGCAAAGAAGUAUUAUGAUAAAUUGUUCAAAGAAUACUGUAUAGCAGAUCUGAGUAGAUACAAAGAGAAUAAGUUUGGAUUUAGAUGGCGAAGUGAGAAAGAAGUAAUUUCAGGAAAAGGUCAGUUUUCCUGUGGAAAUAAGCACUGUGAAGAGAAAGAAGGCCUGAAGAGCUGGGAAGUGAACUUUGGUUAUGUUGAACACGGUGAAAGGAGGAAUGCACUUGUGAAAUUGAGAGUAUGUCCAGAAUGUUCCUACAAACUAAACUUUCAUCACCGGAGGAAAGAAGUCAAAGCACACAAGAAAAGAGGCGCAGCUGUACCAAACUCUAAAGAGCCAAAAAAUAAGAAGACAAAAUUAUCUUGUUCGGCAAAAAAGAAGUCCAAAAAAAAGACACAUAAAGAUCAGGUUUCUUCAGAAGAUUCAGAUAAUUCUGACAAAGAUUUGGAUAACAGCAAUGCACAAGAUGGUCCUUCAGAUGCUGACUUUUGGAAAGGUCCUCUACAAGAAGCAGAUGAAAAAUCACGGGAGGAGGAGUUUGAUGAGUAUUUUCAAGACUUGUUUCUCUGA